AUGCACCUUGAGAAGCCGUACCAACUUUUCCUGUGCAAUAAAGUGAAAGAGUUAGAGCUUGGGAAGCAGGGUCCAGCGGCUCUCCAGUGCUUCCCAUCUCCCCAGAGCAUACACUCGAGUCCUUUCCAAGGCCCUCUUCUGGCCCCAUCUCCUUCCGUUGUCCCCUCAGCCACCCUCCCAGGCACCCUCUGGCCCCCGGGCUUUCCUCUAAGGCAAACGCCCAAGCUCUGCUCUCAGUGCUGUUCCCGGCUACCCACAGGGCUUGCGUCCUCCCACUUCUUUUGGACCCCUUUCUAUGCCCCCUAUGAAUCCACUUGGGCUGCCAUAACAGAGGACCACAGCCUGGGUGACUUAACAGAAAUUUAUUUUCUCACAGCGGUGGAGACUGGAAGUCCAAGAUCACGGUGUCAGCAGGACUGGAUUCCUCUGAGGGCUGUGAGGGAAGGACCUGCCCCAGGCCUCUCUCCUGGGCUGGCAGUGGUGGAAGCACAGCUUGGGGGUGAUCUGUUGGAGCCCAGCAGCUGGAACGUGGCCUGUGGAAUCUGUCCAGUCUGGGUUCAAGUCCUCACUUGCCACUUCCCAGAUUCGUCUUCUAAGGAAUAUUCUAUUUCAUCUGUGUGGUACAACUGAAAAGGAGCAGCUCGUGGGGUGUGUGACAUUACUCAACCUGGCUUCAUCACACGAGCACCCUACAGAAGUCAGACCUGCUCAGCAGAGGAGUCAAGGCCCUAGUCCCAA
This is a messenger RNA of Lemur catta (Ring-tailed lemur), 738 nucleotides long. RefSeq lists its product as uncharacterized. The transcript is spliced from 4 exons. The record is from RefSeq and is a predicted model, not a curated record. Bases 1 to 630 code for a protein of 209 amino acids. Lineage: Eukaryota; Metazoa; Chordata; Mammalia; Primates; Lemuridae.